Molecule: messenger RNA, 1747 nt
Organism: Sphaeramia orbicularis (orbiculate cardinalfish)
Lineage: Eukaryota; Metazoa; Chordata; Actinopteri; Kurtiformes; Apogonidae
Gene: slc25a33
Product: solute carrier family 25 member 33
Exons: 7
Coding region: 172-1116 (314 amino acids)
Biological process (GO): pyrimidine nucleotide import into mitochondrion
Cellular component (GO): mitochondrion
Molecular function (GO): pyrimidine nucleotide transmembrane transporter activity
Source: RefSeq, a predicted model, not a curated record
AGGUCACCCCUCCACACUGCUCCGUCCUCCCUGACAGCUCCGCCAACUGAGCCGGUACAUGGAUACAUGAGCCGGAACAGAUAGCACCGGCACUGAACGCUUUUGUCUGCGACUUAUUUUAACACAUUUACUGUUAAAAUAUGGUGGCUGCUGCCUGAAACCGGACAGAAGAUGGCACAGAAAGACACACUGCUACAUCUGUUCGCUGGGGGAUGUAGUGGUACAGUGGGAGCCAUCGUGACCUGCCCUCUGGAGGUUUUGAAGACUCGGUUGCAGUCGUCUGGCCUUACCCUUACCCGUCCCGUCUUCCAGGUCCAGUUGGGCACCCUCAGUGGUACUGGGGUUAUUCGACCAGGGACUGUUACACCUGGUCUCCUGCAGGUCCUACGAUCAAUUCUUGAAAAAGAGGGACCAAGAUCACUUUUCCGAGGCCUGGGGCCAAAUCUUGUUGGUGUAGCCCCUUCGAGAGCCAUUUACUUUGCUGCCUACUCUAAAUCUAAAGAGAUAUUCAAUGGGUUGUUGGUUCCUAACAGUGGACUGGUGCACAUGUCCUCUGCUGGUGUGGCAGCAUUUGUUACCAACUCUCUGAUGAACCCCAUCUGGAUGGUUAAGACCAGGAUGCAGCUGGAGAAAAAGGCCAGAGGAGAGAAGAAGAUGAACGCACUGCAGUGUGCCCGCUAUGUUUACAAAACAGAGGGGAUCCGGGGCUUUUACCGGGGCCUGACUGCGUCCUACGCUGGAAUCUCGGAGACCAUGAUCUGCUUCCUCAUCUACGAGACACUGAAAAAACAGCUCGCGAAGAGCCAGUUCGCCUCCCGAAAUGGUGAAGCGGAGAAGGGAGCGUCGGACUUCCUGAGCCUGAUGAUGGCAGCUGCUUUUUCAAAGGGUUGUGCAUCGUGCAUAGCCUACCCACAUGAGGUCAUUCGGACAAGGCUGCGUGAGGAAGGCAGCAAGUACAAGUAUUUCUUCCAGACAGGGAGGUUAAUCGCUGUGGAGGAAGGCUAUGCAGCUUUUUAUAGAGGACUCAUUCCACAGCUAAUUAGACAAAUCCCCAACACGGCCAUCGUCCUCUCUACAUAUGAACUCAUUGUCCAUCUGCUGGGAGACUCAAAGUGAGGACACAUUUCAAAGUGCAGUUUGCAUGGCAAACUAUGGAGGUCACGUGGAAAUACCCAAGACACACUGGGCAAGAGACUGUUGAAAAUGGAGCACAUGAUGUUUUAAAUUUGUUGCUACAGAGACUUUUACAGUGACACUGAAGCAGGUACUGUUAUCCAAAGAGCUAAAUGCAUUAUUUUAUUGCAGGCUUUUUCAUUAGGAGAUUAUCAAGCUAACUCAAAAACUUGCUAAAACUCCAAACUUGUGAAGGAGGUCAUCAGCUUAGAGGCCUAGUGUUAAGUUAACUAAGUUAUUUUAUGUUUUGUUAUUUUAUGACAGUGUUUGUUUUCCUUUUACGUUGUCUGUGUUCAAUGCACCAACACAGGACAGUAGUUUCAUUUAGGCAAUGACGGGAAAAUGAUGAAGUACUAUUAAUAGUGCUGUUAAACCAUUUCUGUUAUACUUUCACAAAUGCUGGUUUUGAAGUUUGAAUUACAAGAGAAAUUAAUCUUAUUUUUCAUUAAUAUAUAUUAUACAAACAUCUGUAUGUUUUCUUUAUGGAAAAACAGUCACCUUUUACAAUAUAAUGAAAACUUGGAUGCUUAUUUGACCAGUGGUUCAAUAAAUCGCAUCAAGAAAACUUUGAGUU